Messenger RNA from Paramisgurnus dabryanus, 2554 nucleotides. The record is from RefSeq and is a predicted model, not a curated record. Lineage: Eukaryota; Metazoa; Chordata; Actinopteri; Cypriniformes; Cobitidae.
AUCAGUGACGCCAUGACAGAAUUUCAGGAAAAGAUAUCACACAAAGACGCACGCAGCUUUGUAGAGUCUGUUACUCAUUCCGCUGCCUGUUAAGGAUCACGAGUGAUACAACGAUCUUAAACGUUACAGAAUGGAGAGAUACAGAAAAUCAGAGUUAUGGAGGUAUGUAUGGAUACUUAUGUUCUCCGUUGUUCUGGACACAGUGCUCGCUGUAACGCAUUAUUCCAUCCCAGAGGAAAUGGAGGAAGGAUCUAUUGUCGCAAAUUUAGCGUCAGAUUUGGGAUUGGACGUAAAAACACUGAGUAAACGAAAAAUGAGGCUCGAUAUCAUAUCUAACAAAAAAUAUCUCGAUGUCAACAAAGAGACGGGUGAGCUCUACAUAUUAGAAAAGAUGGAUAGAGAAAAUCUCUGUACAAGUAAAACAGCCACAACAUGUUUUAUCAAAAUGGAGGUGAUACUCGAGAGUCCUGUUCGAAUAUUUAACAUUGAAAUUGAAAUUGUGGAUAUAAAUGAUAAUGCACCGCAGUUUCGGAGGGAGAAAAUUAAUCUGGAUAUAUCAGAAUCCACUGCCGCAGGAGAGAGAUUCUCGCUCAGUAAUGCGGUAGACCCUGAUAUUGGCUCGAAUUCUAUUAAAACUUAUUACUUGAGUGAGAGUGAACAUUUUGACAUUGAAAUACAAACAGGGAGAGACGGUUCAAAAUUUGCUGAUUUGAUAUUAAAAAAGCCACUAGACAGAGAAGAGCAAGAUUCACAUAAUCUGAUUCUCACUGCUGUGGAUGGAGGAGUCCCCGCGCGCUCCGGAACAGCUAGCAUUAUUGUGCGCGUACUGGACACGAAUGACAACGCCCCUCAAUUCGAUAAAGACAGUUAUACUAUAAAUCUCACAGAAAACUCGCUGCUUGGAAGCCUCGUGGUAAAAUUAAAUGCAACAGAUAAAGACGAAGGCUCAAAUUCAGAUAUAAUUUACUCUUACAGUCUCUACACAUCUGAGAAAACACAGCAGACAUUCAGUCUGAAUCCUGACAAUGGAGAAAUCAGAGUGAAAGAAAUUAUAAAUUACGAGGAUUUCAGGAUAUACGACAUGGAAAUUAUAGCAACAGAUAAAGGGGUCAAUAGUCUCUCUGGAAAGUGCAAGGUAAAGAUUUUAGUCACAGAUAUGAAUGACAAUCAUCCUGAAAUUUCUAUAAAAUCAUUGUCUAGUCCAGUAAAGGAGGAUAUACCUGUGAAUACAGUAAUUGCAGUUGUUAGUGUGAGUGAUAAAGAUUCAGAUGAAAAUGGAGAGGUAGAUAUUCAUAUUUCUGAUAAUUUACCGUUUGCUCUUAAAGAAUCAUCUGAUAAUUAUUAUGAGUUAAUAGUUUCAGAACCGUUAGACCGAGAAAAAAACUCAGAAUAUGACAUCACUAUUACUGUGACUGACAGGGGCAACCCACCGUUAUCUGCUAAUGAAACUAUAACUUUAGAGCUACUGGAUGUUAACGACAAUGUUCCUCAGUUCCCCCAGUCGUUCUACACGAUACCGGUUAUUGAAAAUAACGCACCUGGAGCUUUACUGAGCUCUUUAACUGCCUUAGACCCAGAUCUCCAUGAAAAUCAAUAUCUAGUUUAUUUUAUAAUAGAAAAGGAAAUUGUCAACACCUCCAUGUCCAUGCUGUUCUCCAUCAAUCCAGAGAACGGUAAUCUUUACGCGCUAAAGACGUUUGAUUAUGAGAUAGAGAAGGAGUUUCUAUUCCACAUCGAGGCCCGAGAUUCCGGUGUCCCUCCUCUCAGCAGUAAUGUGACCGUUCACAUUAUUAUCAUGGAUCAGAACGACAACACGCCUGUCAUAGUGUCUCCAUGGCGCGCGCACGGUUCUGUGGUUGAAGAAAAGAUCCCGAGGUCCACCGAUAAAGGAACUCUGAUAUCCAAAGUCAUUGCGAUAGACUCUGAUUCAGUGCACAACUCACGAAUCACGUACCAGUUUCUCCAGAACACUGACGCUACGUUAUUCAGCUUGGAUCAGUACAACGGAGAGAUUCGCACCACGAGAAUGUUCAGCUACAGAGACUCUCGUCACCAGCGGCUGGUGGUGAUUGCCAAGGACAACGGAGAGCCCGCGCUCUCUGCUACAGUUACCAUCAAACUGUCUACGGUGGAGAUUGCCCUUAAAACCUAUGCUGACAUGACUGAGGUGCCUUUGGAAUAUGACAUCUUCUCAGAUUUAAACCUGUAUCUGGUGAUCGGACUGGGCUCGGUAUCAUUCCUGUUACUCAUCACCAUAUUGGUCACCAUCGUUCUCAAGUGUCAGAAACCGAAGCCCAGUAAAGCGGCUCCUUCCUGCAGGAACAGUGUUAUCAGUGAGAGGAACUCGACCAUCGCAGACUCCACUCUGGUCUCCAAUGAUGCCUACUGGUACAGUUUAUUUCUAGCGGAGACGAGGAAAGGAAAACUGGUGGUCAGACAGCCUGUGCCAAAGGGCGCGAGAUACAUCGUUUCCAGUAUACCGAGGAGCACCGGAAUGACUGAGACCAGCGACUCUGCUGCAUCUACUCUACAGGUAUAAAAACCCACGCCAAUA